This is a messenger RNA of Melanotaenia boesemani (Boeseman's rainbowfish), 1301 nucleotides long. Its product is annotated as phosphoinositide-interacting protein-like. The transcript has a single exon. The record is from RefSeq and is a predicted model, not a curated record. The coding region runs from base 25 to 336 and encodes 103 amino acids. Lineage: Eukaryota; Metazoa; Chordata; Actinopteri; Atheriniformes; Melanotaeniidae.
AAGUUAAUUGGCACACUUUCUACCAUGGAGACUAUCAGAGAAACUUUACCUCCAGAUGGGAGUGAAAGCCUUUGUCCAGACCCUCAGUCUGCAGCUGCAAUGGCCCCAGGCUGGACCUACUUCCACAAACCCAUUACUGCGAUAGUGAUGGGAGCUUUGAUGUCUGCCACAGGUUCGCUUCUCUUCCUCAUCCAGCCGUCGGGGGUGACUGAUGCAUCCCGCUCUGUGGCCUCGGCCUGCCUGUCUAUAGGGCUGAUGUUUGUGGUGGUGGGGCUGGUGUGGAUCCCCAUUCUGAAAGAGAAGCACAGGCGGCAGCGAUUCAGCCAGGGGGCUUGAAGAGAAGAUGGGAAUAACUUUUUCAUGUGGAAAUGGAAAUGCUAUUUUUGUCAGUGAUGAUGCAACUGAAACAUCCAAUACAGUCAAGCUGGUGUGGUGCUUCCUGAUAACAGCUCGUGAAGGCUGGACUUUGACCAGUGUCAGAGCAACUUGUUUCAUGUGAGGACUCCACUUCAUAUUCCUGCAGUACUUGCUUCUACUUCUACUUUGGGGGCUCUCCACUAUCAUCAUGUCAACUGUACAAGAAGACCCAGCCACUGAGAAGAGGUAUGGAGGAGUUGGUCGGUGCAAGUGCUCAUUCUGGUUUGCUGUGGCCCACGACAUACUUGGUGUCUUCAUCAUAUUGGUGGGGGUGUUUGGAGGGCUGGUUGUCCAUGACUUGUUUGUCUAUUCCGGGGCCAUUAUCAUCUUCUUCAGCCUGAUCUGGUGGGUGUUCUGGUACACGGGCAACAUUGAUGUGUCACCCAAUGAGCUAGAGGAUGAUGUGGGCCUGAUCAAGGUGAAGAAAAGUGGACUCAGCCAGGUUGUGCGGCGGGUUUCUGACCGCCUCUCCAACGGCAUCAGGAACUCUUUCAGAAAGAAAGGUCAAUCUGUCAGAGAGGAACCUGCAGGCCACAACAGACCUUCAAACACCAGUACAGAUGUGUCACUCUCCACUAUACACGACAGCACCAACGCUUCCUCCUCAAAAACAUUUUUGCGGGAGACCUUGUCAGUAUGAACUAGCACAUAAAAGACUUGGAUCUUUAUUUUUGUUCCAUUUUGAAUUUAUUGAAAGUGAUGUACUGUUUGCUCUGCACUGGUAAUGAUUAGACAACAUUGAAGUCUCAUCUUGAUAAGGUCUGCAUGCUUGUGUGUUGCUGAUAAGGAAGAAACUUUGCACACAAUAACAAUGUUUCACCGACACCUUUAGAGAUUUAAAGGAAGACCAUUGUAACUGUAAAUCAAAAAGAGGAUUAUAAUGA